Molecule: messenger RNA, 782 nt
Organism: Paramecium pentaurelia
Lineage: Eukaryota; Ciliophora; Oligohymenophorea; Peniculida; Parameciidae
Source: the annotation of a GenBank genome assembly
AUGAUUACAAAAAUGCCUUUAAGAAUUGCAAGAACUUUAUUCUCUGUGAACUUUCCUGGAUCUUAAAUAAUUAUUCCAUAAUAGUUAAUUGAAAUAAGUAUAUUGAAUGUUUAUUUAAAGAUCAUCUAUUUUAACUUACAGAAAUUGAAAAAAUGAUUGAAACUAUACCAUUAAACAUAAAUCACUAUAAUAAUGAUCAAAUAAAAUGGAAUGGUUUUAAAUUUAAAGAUUUUGAAGAUCAAUUAAGAAUAGAACUAAGUAAAAAUGUAGAAAAUAUUUAAAUUUUAAUUUGUAUUGAUUUCUAAAACAGAUAAUAAUCAAAAGAGCAAGAAAUAAUUGAUAAUUAAAUAAUCCAAAUUCAAAAUUCUUCAGAAAACUAUUAUAGUUCGUUUUAAAGUAAUUCAUCUCCAUUUAGUAUUUAUUUGACUAAAGGAAAUGGGAUUAUUUCAUGUUAUGAAUGUCUGGCAUACAAUGGGAAAGUAUACAAAUAUAAUUAAUGUAGAUUAUAAUUGAAAUGGUUUCUAUUAUUGAUGACAUUGAAGAACAUAAAUAAAUCCCUAGAUAAAAUAGAGGAUUGAAAGAUUAUAAUGGAAGUAAUCAUCUAAUUGAUGAAUCUGUACAAUAUUUGAUAAUAACAAAAGAUAUAAAUCGAUAUGUUGAAUUAUUUAAAGACUUUUGAAAUAGAUUCAGAACUUGCUUAAUUUGUACAACAUGUUCAAAUUUAAAAAGAUCAAGUUCUAAAUGUGAUUUAUUUGUAAUCCAAAGAAAUACUUCAUGAUUGA